Molecule: messenger RNA, 1207 nt
Organism: Gossypium arboreum
Lineage: Eukaryota; Viridiplantae; Streptophyta; Magnoliopsida; Malvales; Malvaceae
Product: F-box protein SKIP27-like
Exons: 3
Coding region: 403-978 (191 amino acids)
Molecular function (GO): protein binding
Source: RefSeq, a predicted model, not a curated record
GAAAAGAACAAAAGGCGAAAAACGCGUUCGUUUUUUUAUUUCUUUUUUAGUGCAGAAGUUUCCAUUUUUAAAGUCACUCUGUUUCUUUUUCUCACCGCUGCUACAAACUACACUUUCUCUUCCAUCUAAAUUUAUUUCAUUUCCAUAUUUAAAACAAAGAAAACCUGAAAUUUAGUUUCAGUUUUAGUCUGGGUUUUUCUCCUUCUUUAAAAAACAUUCCAUUUUCUAAGUGAAAAAUCUGAAAUUUUGUAGGCACUUUUGGCUCUAAUUGUUUCCAUUUUUAAUCAAAGAAAACCCGAAAUUUAGUUUCAGUUUUGGUCUGGGUUUUCCUCCUCCUUUAAAAACGAUUCCUUUUUCAAAGUGAAAAAUCUCAAACUUUGUGGGGGAGUUUUGGGUCAAAUUAUGGAAAUGGCUUUGGGUAAAAUAUGCCGUAGCUCUUCAUUGAAGUUCAGCCAUGGCGUUGUGAAUGAUGGGGAAGAAUCAGGGUUAAGAAGGUUUGUGAGAUGCAAUAGUGGAUUAGGGAGGAAAAGGAUUGAAAUAUCAAACGAGAUUGAGGAAUUUUCGCCUAUUGAUUCACCAACAAAAGUUCCGUUAUUGAAAAGGCAUUGCAGUGAGAGGAUAAAGAAGAUGAUGAUGAUUGAUGAUUGUGAUGAAAAAUCUGUUCUUGAAUCACUUCCUCAAGAUGUUCUUGUUAAGAUAAUUUGUGGUGUGGAUCAUGAAGAUUUGAAGCAACUCUUUAAGGUUUCUAAAUCAAUUAGAGAAAUUACUGUAAUUGCAAAGAAGAUGCAUUUUGCUUAUAGUACACCAAGGAAGGUCAAGGCUUUUAGAACCUCCAUUGAUUUGGAGGAACGGAGUGAGUUAGAAGACGGUACUGAAGAAGCUCCAAAUGCACCGAGGCAAUGGCGGUCCUACAGGUCAAUAAACAGGAAGAAGCUGGCUAGUAUUUCAGUGGCAUUGUUUGCUUCACACGAAAAAUGAUUCAUUUAUGUAUAAAAUACCUUAAUUCUUGUUGUUGUUGUAGAUUUAAAGGGGUAUAUUAGUGAGAUUACAAGCCAUUUCUUCAAAAUGUUUAGAUUGAAGAUUGGGGUCUUUUUGCUUGUUUUAAGGGAGAUUAUGCAUUCAUUCCGAGGGUUUUCUUAACCCUUUCUGAUGUAAUAAAAUCAGAAUUGUUCAUUUUUUAUUCGAAAUUAUUCUCAAUUUAACUGAA